AUGCUUCCACCUUCUGGGAAGACUGGCGUUUUAGAAAAAUGUGCUGUCGGUAGUGCGCAGGGUUUUGCCAAUGCCUUCGGAACUGCUCAAGAUUAUCUCGCUGCACGAAGUCGCGCCCAGGGUUUAUAUUGGGUUGUCAAUCCCAAGGAAUUCCGUGAGGCAAAUCGACAGGUGCAUGAAGUCGUUGAUCACUAUGUCAACCUCGCUUUAGAGUCAAAAGGCAAGAACCUCGAUGGUCGCUACAUAUUCCUCGAAGCCCUAGCGGCAGAUACAGAUGACCCAAAGAUCCUACGCGAUAAUAUGCUCAAUAUUCUAUUGGCCGGCCGCGAUACCACGGCUAGUCUGUUGAGCUCAACGUUCUUCUACCUUUCCCGUCACCUUAAUGUCUGGAACCGACUACGUCGUGAGAUCGUUGAUAUCUUCGGAGAUGCGAAAAACCCACGGUCGGAAAUGACACAAACAAAGUUGAAGGAUAUUCCUUAUCUGCGAUAUGUGUUGAAUGAAGUCCUUCGCCUCCAACCCCCUGUGCCUAUCAACUUUCGCGUUGCGACUAAAGAUACCUCAUUACCGGUCGGCGGUGGUCCAGACUGCCAAUCCCCGGUCUAUAUCAAGAAAGGUACAAUGGUUGCCUACAACGUCUUCGCUAUGCAUCGCCGAACCGACCUAUGGGGUAAGGAUGCCACCUCUUUCCGACCCGAGCGCUGGGAGGAAAAUGCCAAACAUGGAUGGGAAUACCUGCCUUUCAAUGGUGGGCCGCGUAUCUGCCUUGGUCAGCAAUACGCUCUCACUGAGGCAAGCUAUACCGUCGUUCGUCUGAUGCAGCAUUUCGAUACCCUCGAAAACGCGGACCCCCAUCCUCGACAGGAGCCUGUUAAGCUAUCUAAUCUUACGAUGUCGCAUGAUCUCGGCGUGCCCAUUCGUUUGUACUCUUCGGAUAAGCCCUAG
Molecule: messenger RNA, 945 nt
Organism: Penicillium griseofulvum
Lineage: Eukaryota; Fungi; Ascomycota; Eurotiomycetes; Eurotiales; Aspergillaceae
Product: cytochrome P450
Exons: 4
Coding region: 1-945 (314 amino acids)
Molecular function (GO): oxidoreductase activity, acting on paired donors, with incorporation or reduction of molecular oxygen; monooxygenase activity; iron ion binding
Source: RefSeq, a predicted model, not a curated record